Molecule: messenger RNA, 3719 nt
Organism: Sinocyclocheilus grahami
Lineage: Eukaryota; Metazoa; Chordata; Actinopteri; Cypriniformes; Cyprinidae
Gene: sh3pxd2aa
Product: SH3 and PX domains 2Aa
Exons: 11
Coding region: 39-3038 (999 amino acids)
Cellular component (GO): cytoplasm
Molecular function (GO): protein binding
Source: RefSeq, a predicted model, not a curated record
UUUACAGGGAUUAUGGAUCCAAACGCAAGUCAGUUUGGAUGUAUGGCCUUCAGGACAGUCCAACCAAAUCUGAGGCCUCAGGACUGGACAGCAGUGAGCCUAUGGUGCUGGAGCAGUACGUGGUAGUGGCCAACUACGAGCGGCAGGAGAACUCCGAGAUCAGCCUGAAGGCUGGAGAGACGGUGGACGUAAUCGAGAAGAGCGAAAGCGGCUGGUGGUUUGUCAGCACAGCUGAAGAACAAGGCUGGGUUCCUGCCACAUACCUGGACUCUCAGAGCGGCACCAGAGAUGAUCUGGACUUGGGAACAUCUAGAUCUGGAGAAGUUACUAAGAGACGUAAGGCUCAUCUGAAGAGGCUUGACCGGAGAUGGACACUAGGGGGAAUAGUCAACCGCCAACAGAGUCGAGAGGAGAAAUAUGUCACUGUCCAGGCGUAUACCAGUCAGGGAAAAGAUGAGAUCGGGUUUGAGAAAGGAGUAACCGUGGAGGUCAUCCAGAAGAACCUGGAGGGAUGGUGGUACAUCAGGUAUCAGGGUAAAGAGGGCUGGGCCCCAGCCUCAUACCUGAAGAAACUGAAAGAUGACCUUUCCCCAAGGAAGAAGACUCUGACUGGCCCUGUGGAGAUCAUCGGAAAUAUAAUGGAGAUCAGUAACCUCCUCAACAAGAAAGCUGUAAGCGAGAAGGACAUUCAAACUGACGGAGAGGCCACCAGCCCUGAGCGCCACAUCUCCAAAAGUGAAAUCAGUUUACCUAUCCCAUAUGCCCCAGAGGCUGGAGUGGCACCCACAGUGGUCACUGGUUUGGGAAUGAACUCUGGAUCUAGUGCUGCCCUACAAGAGAACAAGAGCAGGGCAGAGCCGGGGUCACCUGCUAUAGCCCGGGUGGCACCACACAGAGUUGAAAUAGGAUUUGAUGCCAUAGGAUCUCCAAACCUCAGGCAGAAACCUCCUCCUCGAAGAGAUACAAAUCUGGCAUUCCAGUUGCCCAAACCUCCAGAGGCCCCUACUGUGGAAGCAGAGUACUACACCAUAGCAGAGUUUCAAUCCAGUAUCUCAGACGGCAUCAGCUUCCGUGGAGGACAAAAGGCUGAUGUCAUAGAGAAGAAUUCUAGUGGUUGGUGGUAUGUCCAGAUCGGGGAUAUGGAGGGCUGGGCACCCUGCUCCUUUAUCGAUAAACGCAAGAAGCCCAACCUGAGCCGGCGAACCAGCACACUUACUCGCCCUAAAGUUCCACCCCCUGCUCCACCAGUCAAGAAACAGGACUCAGAGGAAUCACCUUCUCUGGCUGGUUCUGCCUCCAAAGCUCCAGAAUCUCCCACUCAGUGUGUCUAUGAGGAGCCGGAAUAUGAUGUUCCCGCCAUUGGUUUUGACUCCGAUCUGGACAGUAAUCCUCCAAAACAAAAAAUAAAUAAUUCCCCAAAACCGGAGCCCCGUAAGUUUGAAAUUAAAAGCAACCCAGCAGCUGCCGAAAGAAUUGCACAGGCUGGCAAAGCAUCGCCUUUACUAAAAGUGAUGACCUCCCCCUUGAGGAAAAGAAACUCAUUGGAGGAUGUCAAUAAGGAGGAGGUCAUUUAUGAAAAUGAAGGCUUUAGGUUCUCCUCCGAUGACUUUGCCAGUGGUUGCAAUUCACAUACCCCAAGGAGUCUCACACUGGGUCGUAAACCCUUUGGGUCCUCCUCUGGAGGAGGAAAGCCCCUCCGGAAAGUAACGCCAGAUCUAAGCCGGAGUCACUCUCUUGGCCGUGCUGAGAGACACAGCCCCAAGUCAUCAUCAGACGAAUCCGGACGCAAUCCCAAAAGAGAGCCUGUCAUGCGAAAAGAUGUGGAGAUCCGGGUUGGUCAAAGUCCCUUAGCCAGGCCCAAACCAGUGGUGCGACCCAAACCUCUGCUUACAAAGUCAGAGCCACAAAGUCCCGAAAGAAUGGACAUCAGCAGCCUACGCCGCCAGCUUCGGCCCACCGGAAGUCUUCGGCAAGGCCCGAUCCGUGCAGUACGUGGCGGUGAAGAUUCCGAGUCUGCUUCCGUUGUGUCCUCUGAGGAUUCCGUCUCCUCUAGAAGUACCUCCGAUCUCUCCAGCGUCUAUUCCAAAGGUAGCCGAGGUGGGGAAUCCGACCAUGAAAGUGUGCUCUACAGGACCACAGAUGCCUAUGAACGGGCCCAAGAGUCAGAGGUCAGCUUCCCAGCUGGUGUGGAGGUUGAGGUACUGGAGAAGCAGGAAAGUGGAUGGUGGUAUGUCCGUUGGGGCGAUGAUGAGGGAUGGGCACCUACUUUCUACUUCAAGCCAGUCAAGAAUACCCAAAACGUCAGUGUACAAGAAUCCCGUGAUGGCCCUCUUGUUGAUCUUGGUAGCACCAACAAGUCCAACAGCCUCGAGAAAAAUGAGCAGCGUGUUCAGGCCCUUAACAACCUAAACCAGCAGAACCUGAGGAGUAUGAGCAACCCUAGUCCACCAAUCCCAUCCAAACCACCGGAGGGUUUUAGCAAACCAACCGCAAUGCUGAAUGGUUCAGGUGUACGGAUGAGGAACGGUGUCCGUCAAGCAGCAGUGCGACCGCAGUCAGUGUUUGUAUCUCCACCACAGCCUCUGAAGGACACCAACAUCCACACAGGGUCUUUGAGAAGAAAUGAAUCACUGGGUGCAGGCGACCACUUGAGGUCCACAGGCGGCGUAAGGCGAAACUCCUCCUUCACUGCCGUUCGACCGCAGGCGGUGACUGAUGUACGGGUCAGGUCUGGGACCACCAUUACAGCACCCGCCGGAAGUUCAAGCCCCUUGAUUGCCCAGAGAAACGGAAUUCCAAUCUCUACAGUAAGACCCAAGCCCAUCGAGAAGACACACCUCAUUCACAACAACCUUCGAGAGGUUUACGUAUCUAUCGCUGACUACCGUGGUGACGAAGAGACCAUGGGUUUCUCAGAGGGCACUAGUCUUGAAGUUCUGGAGAAGAAUCCAAAUGGAUGGUGGUACUGCCAGGUUCUCGAUGGCUUACAGGGACGUAAAGGCUGGGUACCGUCUAACUACCUGGAGAGAAAAAAGUAAUUCCCCAAAAAUGUUUUAAACAUGCACAAUUGUAAUCAAAAUGUAAAAAGAUGAACUGACUGAAGGACUUUUGGUUUGAAACGAGAGGGACAGCCUUUUAGAAAGGAGUUUACAUUAAAACUAGAGUAAUGCAGGUGAAUGUUUAGCAAAAUACCUGCCGUAACUUUAUGCCAAAUGGGUGCCUUCGUACAUCUUUCACUGAAUGUUAAGAGGAAUCGGUCAAAUACCAGUGACACAACGAAAAUACCAAACUUCAACUUAGUGCCAUAGGCCUACAAGUACAGAAAGCAACAAACUUAUUUUUGUUACAACAAAUACCAGUGAGAAAGAUCAUUUCAGCAUAGGUGCAUAACCAAAAGUGCAAAUCCAAUCUUAAGCACUUGUAAACAAGAAUAUCCUGUUUAAAAAUUUUUGAACAAAAAACCAACGUCGAAAGUUAUCUUAGCAUUGAGUGCGCUCAAAGAAACAAAGCAUAACUUUGAUUGUCGUUUUUUUAAAAACUAUCCUUUUUUUAAUUGUUUUGUGUUGAUGUUUGUGUUAUAUCUUCCUUAGAGAUGUAUUUCUGCUUUCUUGUAACAUCCUAAAGCCUCGUACACACCGGGACGAUUAUCGCGCGCUUAUAGCCGACGUUUUUCGACGUGUCUUUUGUGUUCAUACCCAAGCGAUUUUCGCAGGUGAUGA